This is a messenger RNA of Yarrowia lipolytica CLIB122, 768 nucleotides long. The record is from the annotation of a RefSeq genome assembly. NCBI's taxonomy places the organism in Eukaryota, Fungi, Ascomycota, Dipodascomycetes, Dipodascales.
AUGAAUUUUAUCAUCAACUCACCAUUAGAACAAUUUACAACUAGAGUUUACUUCGGUUUAAGCUCAGGUUUAAUUAACUUAGAUACUAUAACAUUAACAAGUUUUAGUAUAUACUCAAUUGCUGUAGUAGCAUUAAUAUUAGGAUUCUCAAUCUUAAAUGAUAACAAUACAAACAUUUUACCUACAAGAUGAUCAUUAGCUUUUGAAAGUUUAUACUUUACAGUAGAGAAAAUGGUAUCAGAGCAAAUAGGAGGUUUAGAGGGAAGAUUAUUAUUCCCAUUCAUGUUUUCAUUAUUCAUGUAUAUUUUAAUAGCUAAUGUUGUUAGUUUAGUUCCAUAUAGUUAUGCUAUUAACGCUCAAUUAAUAUGAACAAUAGGUUUAUCAGUUGCUAUCUGAAUCGGAUGUACUUUAACUGGUUUAGCUAACCAUGGAGCUAAAUUCUUUGGUUUAUUCUUACCUUCAGGUACUAAUUUACCAUUAGUUCCAGUAUUAGUAAUAAUUGAAUUAUUAUCUUAUAUAGCUAGAGCCUUAUCAUUAGGUUUAAGAUUAGGAUCAAAUAUCUUAGCUGGUCACUUAUUAUUAGUAAUCUUAGCAGGUUUAAUUUUAAACUUCAUCUCAAUUAGUAUAUUUACAUUUGCUUUAGGUAUCUUACCUUUAUCUAUCUUAUUAGGUAUCGUAGCUUUAGAGUCUGCAAUCGCAUUUAUCCAAGCUAUAGUAUUUACAAUAUUAACAUGUUCAUAUAUUAAAGAUGCUAUCCACUUACACUAA